Tarenaya hassleriana is the source of this 2148-nucleotide messenger RNA. RefSeq names its product protein IQ-DOMAIN 14. The record is from RefSeq and is a predicted model, not a curated record. Bases 365 to 1954 code for a protein of 529 amino acids. The transcript has 8 exons. Gene Ontology annotation, molecular function: protein binding. NCBI's taxonomy places the organism in Eukaryota, Viridiplantae, Streptophyta, Magnoliopsida, Brassicales, Cleomaceae.
AUGGCCGGAAUAUUAUUUUUGAACAAAAAAUAUGUAGAAAAGGGCAUGAAAGGAAGGGGGAGGGACUAGACAAAGGGAAAAGGAGAACAAUAGCAGACAAGAGUCUCCUCUGGCUGCUCUCUUUUUUCCUCUCUCUCUCUCUCUCUGUGUCCGUAACGACAGCUUUCUUUUCCUGGAAUUCUUUGAGAAACCCUAGAAGAGAAAGCUACAAACCUGUUGUUUAAGACUGUUGGUUUCCUCUGGAUUCCAUGUCCCAGGAGCUUUGGUCGCUGAAGCUGCUCCUCGGUGACACAGAGCUACCAUGAUCGUAGAAACUAACACGAAAGAUUCAAUCUUGAGAGGUAGAAAACUAGUGUAAAGAAAGAUGGGGAAGAAAGGAAGUUGGUUUUCUGCAAUCAAAAGGGUCUUUACGCCACACCACAAGGAGAAGCUAGGCAACCAGGAAGCGGAGAGAAAGAGCACGAAAGAUAAGAAGAAGAAAGGGUUUGGGAAGCUAAGGCAUGGAGAGACGAAUUCAUUUCUUCCCAUCUUCAGAGAGCCGAGCAGUAUCGAGAAGAUCUUGGGCGAGGCAGAGAGAGAGCACAGCCUUGUUUUCAAGCCUCCAUCUCCCGCCUCUGUUCCUCCUCCUGUUAGACCUUCUUCUCCUCGGGUUCCAUCUCAGAGAUUCGUCUCUCCCCCCAUUGUUCCUUCUCCAAGACCGACUUCUCCAAGAAUCGCCUCCCCCCCACAUGCCGCUUCCCCGAGAGACGAUCCUCCAAGAUCAGUUCCUCCUAGACACCCUUCCCCAAAGCCUCCUUCUCCAAGAGCGGCUUCACCCCGGGUUGUGCAGCGACGGGAGUAUGUGUAUAGGCCAGAGCCGACUCCCGCCGUCCUAAACGCUUCUGCGAUAAAGAUCCAAUCAGCUUUCAGAGGGUACAUGGCGAGGAGAAGUUUCAGGGCUCUUAAAGGUCUGGUAAGGCUUCAAGGGGUGGUGAGGGGGCACAGCGUGAAACGCCAGACAAUGAACGCGAUGAAGUACAUGCAGCUAUUAGUCCGUGUUCAGACACAGAUCCAGUCUCGUCGCAUCCAGAUGUUGGAAAACCAAGCCCGGAGACAAGCCAGGAACGAAAUAGAUGACGCAAGAUUGGCCGCUAGCAUUUCUGAAGCUGGCAACGAGGACUGGGAUGACAGUGUUCUGACAAAAGAGGAGAAGGAAGCGAGGAUGCAGAGGAAAAUUGAUGCGAUCUUCAAGAGAGAACGGUCCAUGGCCUACGCGUAUUCUCACCAGUUGUGGAAGAACAGUCCCAAGUCUGCACAGCCCGGGCUGGCCGGCGUUCGUUCUGGUGGUGGGUUCCCUCUAUGGUGGAACUGGGUGGACCGUCAGCUUCCUCUGGGUACUCCUUCCCCGAGCCUGAGCCAAACCUUGAAGGACUUCAGGUUCACGCCCACAAGACCGAGCCCACAGCCUCAGUCAAGCGGUCAAAACCAUUUCAACUUCGACACUCCAACCCCGAAAUCCUCGGAAUCCACUGCUUUCACGCCGUCCAGACCAAUCAGAACACCGCAACCAUCGAGAUACUCGAGAGGAGGAAGAGCCCUCGAUUACACUUUCAAAGACGACGACAGCCUCACCAGCUGCCCACCAUUCUCAGUGCCCAGCUACAUGGCCCCAACUGUCUCGGCCAAAGCCAAGGUGAGACCGAGCAGCAACCCGAAGGAGAGAGUGGCUGGAACACCGGGCAGCAACGAGAAGAGGAGGCUGUCGUUUCCUCUGGCUCAAGGCCUCGGGUCUUUCAAAUGGAACAAAGGGUCAUUGUUCAUGAGCAGCAACAACAACAAUGGCGGCAAGGUUUCGUCUAGUGGAGUUGUGGUGGAAAAGCACAAGACCCUUCAGUCUAUAGGAAACACGAGCGUUGAUUCCACUGUCUCCAUGCCGGCUGCUGUUGGGAGGAAGCCGUUUAACAGAUUUGCGUGAUUUGCCUUGAUUUUUGUUUUGCAUUCUUCAGUUUGUGCAUCCUUUCUCUGGAAUUUGUUCCCUUUUUCUUCUUCUUACUUCAUUUGUGGGGUGGUAUUGAUUCGAGUGCCUUUUGUUUUUGGAAUUUGGAUUACGAAACUACUGAUGUAACAUAAUAAAGGAAAGAACAAUAGCAGACGAUUGGCUUUGAACUA